Messenger RNA from Rotaria sp. Silwood2, 669 nucleotides. NCBI's taxonomy places the organism in Eukaryota, Metazoa, Rotifera, Eurotatoria, Philodinida, Philodinidae. The record is from the annotation of a GenBank genome assembly.
AUGUCAAUUAUAAAUUUCAUAAUUAUUUGUACAAUAAUUUAUUGUACGGAAAGUACUGUGUACGAUAUUACAACUUCAUCGUCGAACUGGCAAUCUAUUAUAAGUAAUUUAAAACCUGGUGAUAUUGUCAUCAUGCAUCAGGGUACUUAUACGACAUCGGGUUCUGGAUAUUUUCAACUGACACUGAAUGGUCAAUUAACACAACCGAUUAUCAUUCAAGGUGCACCAAAUGAAGCGCGCCCCAUUAUAGAGAAUCCAAACACUGGUCUAGAUGCUCAGAAUAUUCUUAACAUUCAAGGAUCCAAUUUUAUGCUCAAGCAUUUGGCAUUUACCAAAGGCUCCAGAGGCAUACGAAUAGGACCAGCUGCAAAUAAUGUACUCUAUUGUGGAAAUCAAGCAUCAAUCACAUCCUCUGUUAACUUAGCUGGCUAUCAAAUUUAUAAUAAUGCUGUGAAUGGUCCUAUGGACGCUUCAGGAAUUCAAUCCACUGGAACUUUCAACGUCGAAAGCAAUGUCUUUUUUGAUCCUAACAAGAUGGAUCUCUAUCCAGCCGUAGGAUCUCCGUUGAUCAAUGCUGGCGUACACAUUAACAGUCAGCUUGUUACUUAUGAUUUCAACGGAAAUAGUCGAUCGAAUUCGAAACCGACUGUUGGUGCUUAUGUGAGCUAA